Phycodurus eques (leafy seadragon) is the source of this 3981-nucleotide messenger RNA. RefSeq names its product glycerol-3-phosphate acyltransferase, mitochondrial (gene gpam). Gene Ontology annotation, molecular function: glycerol-3-phosphate O-acyltransferase activity. The record is from RefSeq and is a predicted model, not a curated record. The transcript is spliced from 21 exons. Gene Ontology annotation, cellular component: plasma membrane; mitochondrial membrane. Bases 500 to 2998 code for a protein of 832 amino acids. Lineage: Eukaryota; Metazoa; Chordata; Actinopteri; Syngnathiformes; Syngnathidae. Gene Ontology annotation, biological process: phospholipid biosynthetic process.
UUUGUUUGAUAUGGCUUUGAUGGCAAUUUAGUGAAAAACAUGUAGUUGUCGAACUAACCCGAGGGUGGCACUAUUGUGUUUUACAGCAGAUUGCGAGUUUGACAAUAAACACUCGAGGAAGAUGGGAGACGCUCAUGAAUGAACGCACUUCUGUGUAUACAUAAUAAAUAUUCAAAAGCUGGUUCUCUGUGAUUGGGUUUUGAAGUCGGUCUCAGCCAAUCACAAACACGUUGAGCUUCUGAAUAUUAAUGUCCUGUCUGGCGCUUUAGUCGCCGCAUUCUGCCGGUGGACGUCAGAACGGCUUAGCAUGGUCACCGGUGCUACAACAUCACCGACGCCGAGGCACUUUUGUCGACGAGUUGCUUUAUGUUUAAUGUACUUUUUUUUUGUUUUGUUUUUUUUUCAUAAAUAAAAAUGAGUCAACGUAAAGCGGCAUCGACGGUGUCCAGUUAGAGGGCGUUCGGUCCGAAGGGAGGAGACGAAAAGGCCUUGGCGGAUCAUGGAGCUGUCGGACGGCUUGCUGCUGCAGGUCAACAACGGCGAGCAGUGGUGCAACCGAUGGAAGCGACCCAACGACGACUCCGACCGCAGCACCAGUCCGUCAGUCCUGCGCUGCGUGGCCACCACGUGGAAGGAGGGGCUCCUGAACAGGAAGAGGCCAUUCGUCGGCCGCUGCUGCCACUCCUGCACGCCGCAGAGCUGGGAGAAGCUGUUCAACCCCAGCAUUCCAUCGCUGGGCCUGCGUAACGUCAUCUACAUAAACGAGACCCACACCAGGCAACGCGGCUGGUUGGCGCGGCAGCUGAGCUACGCGCUCUUCGUCAUGGAGCGGGACGUUCACAAGGACAUGUUCCCCCGGAAUGUGGUGGAGAACGUGCUCAACAGCAACAGUGUGGAGAGCGCCAUCGCAAGCGUGGCCUCCGAUUUGGGCGACGCCGACGCCAGCCGGCCCGGCGGCGUGCGCGGCAAGUCUGUCAGGAAAGUCAAGCAGAAAGCCCGGCGCUUCCUCCAGCAGAUGGUGGCCAGCGUGUCACCGGCCUUCAUCAGGCUGACGGGCUGGGUUCUCCUGAGGCUCUUUAAUGGUUUCUUCUGGAGCAUUCAGAUCCACAAGGGCCAGCUGGAAAUGGUCAAGAAAGCAGCAACAGAGCACAACGCUCCCAUGGUCUUCCUGCCCGUCCACAAGUCCCACAUCGACUAUCUCCUCAUCACGCUGAUCCUUUUCUGUCACAACAUCAAAGCGCCGCACAUCGCCGCCGGCAACAACCUCAGCAUCCCCGUCCUCAGCACCCUGAUCCGUAAGCUGGGAGGAUUCUUCAUACGCCGGAAAAUGGAGGAGUCGGGGGACGGCAAGAAAGACAUUUUGUACAGAUCGCUCUUAUACGCUUACACAGAGGAGCUGUUACGUCAGCGGCAGUUCCUGGAGGUCUACCUGGAAGGCACGCGCUCCCGCAGCGGCAAGCCGUCCACGGCGCGCGCCGGCAUGCUGUCCAUUGUGGUGGACGCGCUGCGCGCGGGCUCCGUCGGCGACGUGCUGGUGGUGCCGGUCGGCAUCUCGUACGACCGCAUCAUCGAGGGCAACUACAACAGCGAGCAGCUGGGCAAGCCCAAGAAGAACGAGAGCUUGUGGGGAAUAGCGUGCGGCGUCUUCCGAAUGCUGAGGAAGAACUACGGCUGCGUCCGGGUUGACUUCAACCAGCCGUUUUCCUUAAAGGAGUACCUGGACAGCCAGAGAAGCCGCCACGUCCCGCCCCCGGUGUCCCUGGAGCACGCCUUGGUGCCCACCAUCAUAGACGCGCAGCCCGACGCUCAGCUGUUCGACGGACAGGACGAGGAAGAGAACAGGGAGCUUCCCGAAGACCUGUGCCGCCGACAGCUCAUUAACAACCUGGCCAAGCACGUUCUUUUCACGGCGAACAAGUCGUCUGCCAUCAUGUCCACCCACAUCGUGGCCUGUUUGCUGCUCUACCGACACAGACGGGGCGUGGCGCUGUCCAAGCUGGUGGAGGACUUCUUCAACAUGAAGGAGGAGGUGCUGUCGCGCGACUUCGACCUGGGCUUCUCGGGCAACUCGGAGGACGUGGUGAUGCGCGCGCUGCACCUGCUGGAGAACUGCAUCGCCGUCACCGGCGGCGCCAACCGCAACGGCGAGUUCACCAUCGCGCCCAGCCAGACGGUGCCGGCGCUCUUCGAGCUCAACUUCUACAGCAACGGCCUCUUGCACGUCUUCAUCGCCGACGCCAUCGUCGCCUGCAGCAUCCUGUCCCUGCGGCGGGAGCAGGAGGCGGAGUCUGAGGCGGAGUCCGCGCGACGACGCCCGAGAGCUCCGGCCGCCGGCUUCCCGCUCAGUCAGGAGAAGCUCGUCCGCAAGGCCGCCGGCCUCUCGCACUUCCUGGUCAACGAGGUGGCCGUGGCCUCGCCCUGUCAGACCCUCUACCAGGUCUUCCACGAUGCUGUGACCCGCCUGAUCCAGUAUGGAGUCCUCUACGUAGCGGAGGAGGACCAGGAGGAACUGAGCCCCAGUCCCACGGAUGACCCUUGGCCCAAAAAGUUCCCCGAGCCGAUCUCGUGGAGAAGCGACGAGGAGGACGAGGACAGCGACUUUGGAGAGGAGCAGCGCGAUCGCUACCUAAAGGUGAGCGUGUCGGCGGAGCACCAGGAGUUCUUCGUGUUCCUGCAGCGGCUCCUCGGCCCCGUGCUGGAGGCGUACAGCGGCGCCGCCGUCUUCGUGCACAGCUUGAGUCGGCCCACGGCCGAGCCCGAGUACACGCAGCGGCUCUUCCGAUACCUGCUGACGCGCACCGAGAGGAGAAUUGCUGCAUAUGGUGAAAGCGCAACUCAUUACCUGGUGAAGAACACAGUGAGGACAUUCAAAGAUCUCGGGGUCCUCAAGGAGCGACGAGAGAACGGCGUGAGCACGCUGGAGCUGAGCGCCACCUUUCUACCUCAGGCCAACCGCAACAAACUGCUGCAGUACAUUUUAGGCUUCACCCUGCUGUGACCCCGAAACCGACCCCCGUCGCUUCAGGCUCCCUUUCCGACAUAAGGGCUUCUUACUGGUUACUUUGAAAAAUACGAUUCCAGGUGCUACCGGGAAGUGCCUUCUCGUCCCAAAAAAAAAAAAAAAAAAAAAAAAGACCCUUUCCUUUCACUGUAGCGGUACAUCGCCAUAACUUUGUAUUAUUUCCAAUUUACAGCAAGCAUCCACGGAAAGCGAGCCAACGAGCCAUGGAGCACUUCGCUCCCUGCAGCUGGGAUUGACCCCAAGUAUGUGCUGUGCUGAAGAAGCCUUUAAAAAAAAAAAAAAAACCGCUGUCGUUGUUUAUUCUUAUCACGUACACAUUGGAUUGCAAGCUGUGACGACAUAUAAUACAUUACUGAUUCUUUUUUAAAGACAUGCUUCCACACAACAGGUCUAAAAAUGGGAUUUUUCCCUGGUUGGGUAUUAAAAAAACUAGGAGGAAAAUGCUGUAAAACUACGGGGGAGGUGUGUGUGGAAGUCUAGUUAACGUCUAAAAUGCUUCUUCUCGGGCAUCGAUGGUUAUUUAAUCUUUAAAACUGCAUGUGUUAUUGCAGAUUGUCUUAAUCUGUGAAUGAAACUGAUGUAUAGAAGGAUGGCAGCCUGUCAAAAGAAUGCGGGGGGGGGGGGGGUGGAUUUAUGUGAAUGAAUUGAAACGAGGCAGACAGUUUGUGAAUUUCAAUGCCUCUUUAUGUACUGUACUGCAUGUUUGCUCUCACGGACACUUUACUGUAGACUUGGUGUUGUAUUUAAUGGUCCUAAGUGUGUGAAUUAUGCCGAGGAGGAGGCCCGCUGAAUGUAUCGUGUCGUCGUGAUUGGCGGAAACUCAAUUGGACGUGCUGUGCGGACAAAGCAAUAGGCACGCCUGGCUGUGACGGGAAGUUCAAAACUUUUUUUUUUUCGCUUUCUCAGAGCAAAGCACAAAUGUCAUUGUUAGGUUUGUAAAUAAAAUAAUAAUAGAUGUU